AUGACAAAGACAUAUUGUCUUCCUGAAGUUAAGUAUACUCAAUUAUUCAUUGGUAAUGAAUUUGUCGAUAGCAAAUCGAAAAAAACAUUUCCAACUAUUAAUCCAACAACAGAGGAUGUGAUAUGUCAUGUUCAAGAAGCUGAUCAGAAUGAUGUAAACAAAGCAGUUGAAUCUGCUAAGGCAGCCUUCAAAACAGGAUCUACGUGGCGUACCAUGGAUGCUUCAGAACGUGGUGUUUUGUUACAUAAAUUGGCUGAUCUCAUCAAGAUGAAUGCUGAAUAUAUAGCUCGUUUGGAAGCAAUGGAUAAUGGGAAGACUGUAGAAUUAGCAUUAGAUGAUGUCUUAUUUGCAGCGCAAACAACUCGAUAUUAUGCUGGAUACGCUGAUAAGAUUCAUGGCAAACAGUUACCAGUUGACGGGAAUAUGAUUACGUUUACUCGCCGUGAACCACUUGGAGUUGUUGCUUGUAUCACACCAUGGAACUAUCCGUUUUUGUUGAGCGUUCUCAAAUGUACUCCAUGUUUAUGCGCUGGUUGCACAGUUGUAUUGAAACCCGCAGAACAAACACCAUUAUCCGCAUUGUAUUUAGCUGCUUUAACCAAAGAGGCAGGUUUCCCACCUGGAGUAUUUAAUGUUAUCUGUGGAUAUGGUGAAACUACUGGUGAGGCGUUAACUCAUCACCCAGAUGUUAGAGCUAUCUCAUUCACUGGUAGUACUGAAGUUGGUCAGUUGAUAAUGAAAGCUGCGGCUACGAAUAUUAAACAUGUGAAAUUAGAACUUGGCGGCAAAUCACCACUGAUCAUAUUAGCUGAUGCUGAUAUUGAGAAAGCUGCAGAAGUUGCACACGAAGCUACAAUGGUUAACCAUGGACAGUGUUGUGUGGCUGGUACUCGUGUAUUUGUACAAGCUCCUAUAUACGAUCAGAUGGUUGAGAAACUGAAAAGGCUAGCUGAGCAACGUAAAGUUGGUGAUCCUUUCGUAUCUGGUACUAUACAAGGUCCACAGAUUGACAAUGUACAAUUUGACAAAAUUAUGUCAUAUAUUGAAAAAGGCAAAAAGCAAGGUGCUCGACUAGUCACUGGAGGAUGUCGAAUUGGAAAAAAAGGUUAUUUUAUUCAACCAACAGUGUUUGCAGAUGUGUCUGAUGAAAUGUGUAUAGCAAAAGAAGAGAUUUUCGGUCCAGUUCAAUGUAUAUUGAAAUUUAAUACAUUGGAAGAAGUAAUUGAACGUGCAAAUGCCACACAUUAUGGAUUAGGUGCUGGUGUACUCACAAGUGAUAUGGAUAAAGCAAUGAGAAUUGCUCAAUGUGUAGAAGCUGGAAGUUUUUGGAUCAAUAGUUAUAAUCUCAUUUUUCCCCAAACUCCUUUUGGUGGUUAUAAAAUGUCUGGAAUGGGACGUGAACUUGGGAAAGAAGCACUGGAUGGUUACUUGCAAACGAAAGUUAUUUCUAUGCCAAUUUCAGUAAAGAAUUCUUGA
Molecule: messenger RNA, 1476 nt
Organism: Schistosoma mattheei
Lineage: Eukaryota; Metazoa; Platyhelminthes; Trematoda; Strigeidida; Schistosomatidae
Source: the annotation of a GenBank genome assembly